AUGUGCCUUUGGCUCUGGUUACUUUACUUCCUGCCAGUGUCUGGGACCCUGAAGGUCCUCCCAGAACUAAAGCUGGAUGUAGAGUGGGGUGGAUCCAUUACCAUCAUGUGCCCACUCCCUCAAACACAUGUGAGGAUGUAUCUGUGCCGGCAGAUGACUGACCCUAGAAUAUGUGCCACUGUGGUAUCCAGCAGCUUUGUCAAGAAAGAGUAUGAAAGACGUGUCACCCUAACGCCAUGCUUGGAUAAGAAGCUCUUCCUAGUGGAGAUGACACAUCUGACUGAAAGUGACAAUGGAGUCUAUGCCUGUGGUGUGGGUCUAUACACGGACCGGGGCAAGACCCAGAAAAUCACCCUGAAUGUCCACACUGAGUAUGAGCCAUUCUGGGAAGACGAACCAACUCCUGAGCCUCCACCAUGGUUUCACAGGUUUCUGCGGGAGCAGAUUCCCAGCUGGCUCCAUGAGGUUGAACAUGCCAGUUCUUCUGAAUUCAUAUUCGAAGUUAACACACCAGCCCCAAAGACUGAGGCCUCUCCAGCUCACCAGCCCUCCAGCACCAAUCCAGUCACCCACCAUCCCAGAGUUUCCAGAACAUCUUCCGUGACAGCUACCAAGUCCCCAGCCCUCCUGCCAGCUACCACACCCUCAAAGACCUCAGCUCAGCAAGCACUCGGGUCCCUAGGGGCCAGCUACAGCCACCACACCAGACUUCACCGGCAAAGAACACUCCACCACAGCCCACAGCAUGGGAGAGAAGACCGGGGGCUUCACAUCCCCAUCCUGGAAUUUCACAUCCUGAUUCCGACCUUCCUGGCCUUUCUUUUGCUGGUUCUGUUGGGGCUGAUGGUAAAAAGAGCCAUUCAAAGGAGGAAAGCCUUCUCCAGGCGCAUGGGCCGGGUGGCGAUGAGGAUUCGAGGCCAGAGGGCGUCCCGCCCGUUUCCGGCACAGCGCCGGGGUGCCCCGCAGAGGCCACGCUCGCAGAACAACGUCUACAGCGCCUGCCCGCGGCGUGCACCGAUCCCCGACCGAGUGGGCCCAGCAGAGGCUCCACUCCUCAGUGCCCCAGGCUCAGCAUCUCCCGCCCCGCAGCAGGUACUUGAGGCCCCCUGGCCUCACACCCCACCUCUGAAGACAAGCUGUGAUUACGUGACCUUGUGCCACCAGCCUGCUGUCAACAUGGGAGACACUGAUUCAGAUGAUUACAUCAAUAUUCCUGGCCCACAUCAUCUCCCCAGCUGUCUCCCAGGACCCAGAUCUUCGUGCCAAUGAGUCCUGCCUGUCGGCUGAUUUCCAGCACCUCUUCCAUUUGUUAUAGGAUCCCUGUCACCUCCCAUGUCCCCUACCCCAACUUGAGUCUCACCUGACUGUCUGAAUGCCUUGAGAAUGGUCCUGUUACAAGCUAAUUUUUCACCCCCCACUGAAGCCCCCUGCAUUCAUCAGGAGAGCUCUGGACAUGCAGAGCAUUCAUUAGUCAUGAUGGCACCUGUCCUUUCUGUGCCAUCCAACAGCUAUGGGACCUACAAGGUGUUUCAUCACUAUCUUUGGUCACAUGAUCUUCGCUGCCCUACCCCUAGCUCAUGUGGCGUCAGGCUGGAACAUAAGCCUGGCUGACAUCUCCAGGCCCAGAUCCAAAGUGCAUAAUGAGCUACUUUUCUUGAGUCCCAUGGCAAGGGCAACUUAUU
This is a messenger RNA of Peromyscus eremicus (cactus mouse), 1682 nucleotides long. It is a transcript of the gene Fcmr, whose product is annotated as Fc mu receptor. Gene Ontology annotation, molecular function: transmembrane signaling receptor activity. Bases 1 to 1269 code for a protein of 422 amino acids. The transcript has 8 exons. Gene Ontology annotation, cellular component: plasma membrane. The record is from RefSeq and is a predicted model, not a curated record. Lineage: Eukaryota; Metazoa; Chordata; Mammalia; Rodentia; Cricetidae.